AUGCCAGAUAACAUCAACGCUGUCGUCCAGGUCGUUGGCCGAAUCCACCGCCAGGGCCAAGAACAUGUCCAAGUCGUCUGGACUGUCUGCAUGCUCGGCAUGUAUGACCAGUGGCUGUACUCGAACACCACGGCCAUGAUGCCGGGACAGUUUUCUGGCGGGGCUCAUAUGGAGAACAAGACAUUCGACAAAGCAGACCAAGAGCGCAUGCUCACUGCCAUCCAAAACAUGACUGGUCCAGCAGCCCACGCAUUGAUCAAACAAGUCAAGAUGACAGUCACAUUCAACAAGCUGAAGCGUACAUCGGCCAGCAGCUCGGUCAGCGACCUUCGAUUCAUGGAACGCAACCCGCCACAACGGAGAUUUUUAAUAUUGUGA
Messenger RNA from Cladophialophora psammophila CBS 110553, 378 nucleotides. RefSeq lists its product as uncharacterized. Lineage: Eukaryota; Fungi; Ascomycota; Eurotiomycetes; Chaetothyriales; Herpotrichiellaceae. The coding region runs from base 1 to 378 and encodes 125 amino acids. The transcript has a single exon. The record is from RefSeq and is a predicted model, not a curated record.